Molecule: messenger RNA, 1784 nt
Organism: Lolium perenne
Lineage: Eukaryota; Viridiplantae; Streptophyta; Magnoliopsida; Poales; Poaceae
Product: protein indeterminate-domain 14
Cellular component (GO): nucleus
Molecular function (GO): DNA-binding transcription factor activity
Source: RefSeq, a predicted model, not a curated record
CGCUACACCCACACACCGAUGCAGCAAGCGGGGAAAGCAAUCAAAGAGAUAUAGACAAAGCCCUUUUUUUCACCCCCUCUCUCCUCCCUAGCUAUAUAUGAUCCCCCUCAUGCCCCAACCCUUUCUACAACACACACACACAAGAUCACAAGCACAAUGCAGCCUCGCCUUUCCACCCCAUAAAGCCUCCGUUGGCACCCCUAUCCCACUAAGGAGCAAAAAGAGAAGAGGGAAAGGAGGCAAGCCAAAGGCCAGGGCAAGGCAAGGUAGCCUAGGUAGCUAGUUGCGGGCAAGGGCACGUACGUAGCUAGUGAGGUUAGCCCUUAAAAAGAAGAAAGCUUCCCCGACGCUUAUGGCACUAGUCAAGAGCCACCACCAAAUGUUGGCCUCGUCUUCAACAACCUCGUCGUCGUCCCCGUCCUCUCAGCAGCAGCUGCUGCUGCCGCCGGUGCCGCCUCUGCCCGUCGUGACCAGCUCAUCCUGCGUCGCCGCCGACCAGCCCUCCCCCGCCAAGCGCAAGAGGCGCCCGCCGGGCACGCCAGACCCUGAUGCGGAGGUGGUGGCGCUGACGCCUCAGACGUUGCUGGAGUCGGACCGGUACGUGUGCGAGAUCUGCGGGCAGGGGUUCCAGCGGGAGCAGAACCUGCAGAUGCACCGGCGGCGGCACAAGGUGCCGUGGCGGCUGGUGAAGCGCGCGCCGGCGCCGCCCUCUGGAGGAGGAGAGGACGGGAGCAACGGCGGCGGCACGGGAGGAGCGGGAGCGGCGUCGACGGCGGCGCCUCGGAAGCGCGUGUUCGUGUGCCCGGAGCCGAGCUGCCUGCACCACGACCCUGCCCACGCGCUGGGCGACCUGGUGGGGAUCAAGAAGCACUUCCGGCGGAAGCACGGCGGGCGGCGGCAGUGGGUGUGCGCCCGCUGCGCCAAGGGCUACGCCGUGCAGUCCGACUACAAGGCGCACCUCAAGACCUGCGGCACCCGCGGCCACUCCUGCGACUGCGGCCGCGUCUUCUCACGGGUGGAGAGCUUCAUCGAGCACCAGGACGCGUGCAACUCCGGCCGGAUCCGCGGCGAGGCGCCGGGUGUGCCGCCGGUGCUCCCGGCGCUCCGCCCGUCCGUCAUGAGGCAUCCUGUCUCGGGCGGCGCGACACCGACUCCUCCGCCGGAGCUCCAGCUCCUCCCGGCAGCCACCAAGGCGCCGCCGACCGACAUUUCCUUAUUCUCGGUCUCCCACGAGCCCCACGCGACGACGACGAAGCUCGAGCUCUCCAUCGGCGCCGCCCCGGACGACGACGGGAGGGAGGAGGUGCGGCGGGCCAUGCAGGAGAAGGCCUGCGCGGACGCCGAGCGGGCGCGGGCGCGCGACGAGGCCGCGGCGGCGGAGCGCGCGCUGGAGGAGGCCCGCCGCGCGCGCCAGCGCGCCAGGGGCGAGCUGGAGAGGGCGUGCGCGCUGCGCGACCACGCCGCGCGGCUGCUCGCGCAGGUCACGUGCCACGCCUGCCGCCAGCGCUCCUUCGCCGUGGUGCCCAUGGUGGGCGUCGUCGCGGCCGGCGGCGACGGGCACGGCCACGGCCACGGCGGCGCCUCGGCGGUGGCCUGCGAGUCCCUGAGGAGAGGAGCAGGGUUAGGACUGUAAUGGGCCAUCUAGCUAGUACAUGCAUGUGCAACAUUUGCGCUCGCGCGUCGUACGUACGUGAGUGCACGCAUGCGCGUGCGUGUGUAUGUAACCAAAGGCCGGACCGUAAUGUAAUGUUGUUUGGCCAUGAAAGAAGGAAUGCUUUUGUAUA